This is a messenger RNA of Abrus precatorius (Indian licorice), 597 nucleotides long. RefSeq lists its product as uncharacterized. The transcript has 2 exons. The record is from RefSeq and is a predicted model, not a curated record. Gene Ontology annotation, molecular function: nucleic acid binding. The coding region runs from base 1 to 597 and encodes 198 amino acids. NCBI's taxonomy places the organism in Eukaryota, Viridiplantae, Streptophyta, Magnoliopsida, Fabales, Fabaceae.
AUGCAUAAAGUUUCUACACCAUACCUCCCUCAGACUAACAGACAAACAGAGAUCUCCAAUCAAGAAACAAAGCAAAUCCUGGAGAAGACUGUCCAACCCAACAGAAAGGAUUGGAGUCUACGCUUAGAGGAAGCUUUGUGGGCUUACAGAAUCACCUACAAAACACCCAUAGGAAUGUCUCCUUAUCAAGUUCUUUUUGGUAAGGCAUGUCAUCUACCAGUAGAAGUGAAGCAUAAGGCAUUUUGGGCGAUCAAGCAAUGUAACCUAGAUAUAGAGGCAGUUGGCUGGCAUAGGAAGCUUCAAUUACAAGAGUUGAAGGAGAUUCAUAGAGAAGCAUAUGAGAACUCUAACAUCUACAAAGAGUGCAUCAAGGCUUUUCAUGAUAAGCUAAUAGGGCGUAAAGAGUUCCACAUUGGUGACAAAGAUAUGGGAUCGCAAAGGAGCUUCAAGGUUAAUGGGCAUCGGCUCAAGGUUUUUCAUGAUAGCUUGGGGGAACAUGAACAAAGGGAGACCACUUUUGAAUUGGCCACCUGCCUGAUUUAUAGGGAGUUUUCUUACCUCUCUCUCACUAUUGGAUUGUUUGAAUUGUCCUUAUGA